Molecule: messenger RNA, 798 nt
Organism: Medioppia subpectinata
Lineage: Eukaryota; Metazoa; Arthropoda; Arachnida; Sarcoptiformes; Oppiidae
Source: the annotation of a GenBank genome assembly
UAUAUAAACAUGAUGAGUUGGACUCAAACUUUAUCCAUAGCGGUAACACUGGUGUUAAUGUAUUUAUCGGGUGAAACGUCGGGUGUGGGCCAGCCGUGCGGCAACUCACUGGCCGGCGCCCGUAUAGUGAACGGCGCAAAUGCCAAAGGUGGCACGUGGCCCUGGAUGGCUAGACUUACCAUAUGUCCUGGUAAAACGUCAGCAAACGAGUGUCGAAUAUGUGGGGGUUCGCUGAUUAACGAUCGGUGGAUACUGACCGCCGCCCACUGUAUUCAUGACUACGACAACGGAGAAAAAGUCGAUGAAAUUAGAGCCACAUUUGAUGAUGUUUACGUAAGAGAUGAAUAUGCCGCUAAAAUGAGCGAUUACAAUAAAGAAACCGUCCGAAAUGAUAUAGCCUUGUUAAAGUUACCAUCAUCGUAUGAUCUGAAUGCUAUUUGCCUACCGCCAUAUAAUCUAACUACAUCUGGUGGCAGAGGAUGCAUGGCCAGUGGCUGGGGAGUAAGUGAUUUACGUGUAUAUAGUCCGUCAAAUACAUUGCAACAUGUUCAUUUACCGAUGGCCGACGAUAAUCUAUGUGCUCGAGAAUUUCCAGAUAUUGAUCUCAAUACUCAAUUUUGCGCCGGAAUUUUAAAGAGUAAUAUAAAUGUCUGCAGUGGUGACAGUGGCGGACCCCUAAACUGCCAACUGACCAACGGUGCCUGGGUGGCAAAUGGUGUUGCCUCAUUUGUUUCUAAACGUGGUUGCACAGCGUCAUUUGGCGUUUUUACCCGGUUACCAAAACUUGUUAGGAUUUAA